This is a messenger RNA of Neogale vison (American mink), 3567 nucleotides long. It is a transcript of the gene ZNF425, whose product is annotated as zinc finger protein 425. Gene Ontology annotation, molecular function: DNA-binding transcription factor activity, RNA polymerase II-specific; RNA polymerase II transcription regulatory region sequence-specific DNA binding. Gene Ontology annotation, cellular component: nucleus. Gene Ontology annotation, biological process: regulation of transcription by RNA polymerase II. The record is from RefSeq and is a predicted model, not a curated record. Bases 60 to 2315 code for a protein of 751 amino acids. Lineage: Eukaryota; Metazoa; Chordata; Mammalia; Carnivora; Mustelidae. The transcript has 4 exons.
GGGCAGCCUAGGGUCUCGGUGGCUGUCGGGCGGAGGACUCAGCGGGGUCACCAAGGGCCAUGGCGGAGGCGGGUCCGGUAACGAUGACUUUUGAUGAUGUGGCCUUAUACUUUUCGGAGCAAGAGUGGGAGAUCCUGGAGAAGUGGCAGAAGGAAAUGUAUCAGCAAGUGAUGAAGACCAAUUAUGAGACUCUUGAUUCGCUGGGUGGCAUUUUCUCCAAGCCGAAUUUGAUCACCUGGAUAGAACAAGGGAGAAUGCUCUUAAUCAGAGACCGGGGACCCUUGGAGAAAAACAUGACUUUUAGCCCUUCUACUGAUGAGCAGUGGGACUUGCAGAAGACUGGAAAGUUGCUGUAUUUUGGUGACCAAGGAACUCUCGGGGCAAAAGAGGAGGAAGGCCAUUUAAAUGGUCUAAAGCAGGGUUCAUGUGCUACCUUAGCAGGGCAUGAAAGAAAGAUCUUAUCAGAUCAAAGAGCUGCGUUACAGCAUCCAAGUCUCCAAGAAAUAGGGAUUGUACAUAGGAAACUCGACCUCGGAGCAUCUGGUCAGGAUAAGAACAAUCCAGGGCAUAAGCGGACAGGUACUCCAGACCACCUGGAAAUUCCACCAGGACCCAGAUUUUAUUCCUGCUUUGUCUGUGGGAAGGUCUUUCAGCUAAAGAGGGACUUGGUAAAGCACAAAAGAAGCCACUCGAAGAGCCAGCCCUGUAAAUACUCCAAGUACAAAAACAAAUCCAGAGGGAACCCCGAGCUCAGAUGGCACCGGAUGAUCCUACGUAAGAAGCAGCGUUUCCAGUGUGGCAAGUGCGAGAAGAGCUACUGUCUCAGAUGCACCCUGGUCACUCACCACUGGGUCGUUCACUCGGGGCAGCAGCGCUAUCCAUGCCCCGAGUGUGACAAGACCUUCCAGUGUAAAGCCACUUUGAAGAAGCAUCUGCGUUUGCACAAAAGGGAGAAGCCAUUUUCCUGUGAGCAGUGUGGCAAGGGUUUCAUCCAGCGACGCAAGCUCACGGAGCACCACAGGGUGCACACUGGGGAGAAGCCUUUCCAGUGUCCGGAGUGCCACAGAAGCUUCCGCCUACAGAGGAGUUUGAAGGCCCAUCUUUGCCAACACAACGAGAAGAAGCCCUUCCAUUGUCCAGAAUGUGGCAGAAGCUUCUCCCGGAAGGCUGCCGUGAAGGCCCACCAGAGAACGCACAGUGGAGAGAAGCCGUUCUCUUGUGACGAGUGUGGUAGGAAGUUCACACACAAGACGAAACUCACUGAACAUAUCAGAGUCCAUACCGGAGAGAAGCCCUUCCAGUGUCCUGAGUGUAAGAAAAGUUUCCGCCUGAAGAGAAGCCUGAAAGCCCAUCUGUUUCAGCACAGUGGGAAGAAGCCCUUCCAGUGUCCCGAGUGUGACCGGAGCUUCUCUUGGAAGAAUGCCAUGAAGGCCCAUCAGCGUUUACAUAGUGAGGAGAAGCCAUUCUCCUGUGGCGAGUGUGGCAAGAGGUUCACCCGGCCCUCUAAGCUCACUCGCCACGGCAGAGUGCACAGCAGGCGAAAGGAAUUCUCCUGUGGUGAAUGCAAAAAGACCUUUCCUCGGCAGUCGAGGCUCACGGAGCACCUCAAAGUCCACAGCAGAGAAAAGCCCUUCUCGUGUUCUGAGUGCCCCCGGAGCUUUAGCCGACACUCGCACCUCACUGAGCACAUGAGACUUCACAGUGGGGAGGAUCCUUUCCAGUGUCCCGAGUGUGACAAGAGCUUCUUCUGGAAGGCCUCCAUGAAAUUCCACCAGCGGAUACACAGGGACGAGAAGCCCUUUGCUUGCGGUGAGUGCGGUAAGACCUACACUCAACGGUCUCAGCUCACGGAACACCAGAGAAUCCACAGUGGAGAGAAACCCUUCCAGUGUCCUGAGUGCCACAAAAGUUUCCGUCUCAAAGGAAAUCUGAAAAGCCACCUGCUCCAGCACAGUGACAAAAAGCCAUUCUCCUGCGUUAAAUGUGGCAAAAGUUUCACUCAGCAGUACAGGCUCACCGAACACAUUCGAGUCCAUAGUGGGGAGAAGCCUUUCCAGUGUCCCGAGUGUGACAAGAGCUACUGCAUAAGGGGAAGCUUGAAGGUCCAUUUGCAUACGCAUAGUGGAGAGAAGCCCUUCAGGUGCUCGGAAUGUGGCAAGGGGUUCCUCCAGAAGAGAAGUCUGAAGACCCAUCUGCACCAUCACAGAGGGGAGAGGCCUUUUUCUUGUGAUGAAUGUGGAAGGAGCUUUACGUACAUGGGGGCCCUCAACACUCAUGUUGGAGUACAUGCCAAGGAGGAGCCCUUCGGUGUCUAGGUCAGGCGGUGCAGAAAGGAGGCGACAGCUUUCAGGUGGAACUAGCAGCUCGUGGAUCCACAGCAUAAGCUGGAUGAGGAAUUCACAACAUGUGGGCCUCAGAUACGCUGGCCAGCUGCGCAGCAGGGAGGGCGUGCUGGCUGCUUGACAGAGACUCCCAUGGUCCAGACAUCCCCGCUCCGUAAUCCCCAUGGGCCAGGCCUGCCAGUCAGGGAAGGAGCAUUUUCUCUCCACUUUCUGUUCCCAGGCCUCCUUACUUAAAUUUGUGUUGAGAUUUUCAGUGUUCUCACAGUGAAUUUUCAUUUUCUCCCGCGUGCUGAGAGAGCAUCUAUGUUUCAGCAGGAUUUCUCUCUAUUGCCAAAAAUAAAUGUCCUCUCCCAUCUCCUUCGUUAACAGUGGUGCACAUACAUGUCAUUUCCCCUUUGGAUUAAUUUAAAUCACCUAAAAGUCCAUGAUUGCAAAUCACAAAGUCUUAUAUCUAACCCCUCUGCAUUUUCAACAGUGUAUGUCAAUUCGCCAAGAAACAGACUUGCCUUAAUAUUGGGGUCUCUUAGGUAAAUACCAAAGGGAAAAAUACUGCCAGUCCAGGACAUCUCUCCAUUUUUUUGUUCUGUGGCUUAAUCUAUCAUCAUAAGGUGAUUUUCCAGCCAGUUCUAGCAAACCUUUGUCUGUCUUUUGGACUGUCUUUUAAUAUCAUUCCUACAAAAAUGUAUAGAUUAGCUUCCUUAGGGAAUCCUUGGGGCCUAUGUAAAUUUUCCAUUUUUGUAGUAUGUGGUGGUCACAGAUUACCUGACUCGGCCGGAACCAAGGGCACCCCACAAAUCAGCGUUUGUACAAAAAGGAGAGAUGCCACCUCCGGUUGGUCCAUCCCUGUAGGUGCAAGCAUCUGUGAAUCAGUGGUGUCUUUGUGCGAAGAAAAAGACACUUUCCCUAACCCAUGCCAGAGCACGUGUGGGCUGGAUGUCCACCCUGGCUGGCCUCUUCACCAGCGUACCUCAGGACAACUCUGUGCGUGCGUGGGAGACAUGUUGAAAAUACAGGCCCUGCGGACCCUCCCCAGAGGUACUGAGAGACAGUCUUUUCAAGUGAAGUUGUUUGAAAAGUUUCAGAACAUAUGAUGUAGUGAGUGGCGAAACCGGAAGAGGGAAAGCUCUGUUUGAAAGCAUUUUAGUCAUCCUGUGAAGUUAAGGUUAGGUCUUUUCCUUUAAGCCUUUUCUCUCCUCUGUUUUGUAAUAAAGCUGCUCAUGAUGAA